Molecule: messenger RNA, 4684 nt
Organism: Alosa sapidissima (American shad)
Lineage: Eukaryota; Metazoa; Chordata; Actinopteri; Clupeiformes; Clupeidae
Gene: vclb
Product: vinculin b
Exons: 21
Coding region: 219-3422 (1067 amino acids)
Biological process (GO): cell adhesion
Cellular component (GO): actin cytoskeleton
Molecular function (GO): structural molecule activity; actin filament binding
Source: RefSeq, a predicted model, not a curated record
AGUGAACUGCGGCCAGUGAUCCUCACGUUGAUGGCAAGUCGGGGAGUGAGACUUCUUUAGUCCGCUCUCGAAGUGAAUCAGUGCGUAAAGAGGCAUCGGAUACAGUAGAGUUUCGGAGCGAGCGCAUUCAAGGAAUCGAGAAAUUUCGGAAGUCGGUUCUCUCUGCCCUCUUUUACAUUUUUUGUUUCUUUCUCGGACAGCGGACUUAAGUUUUCAUCAUGCCGGUGUUUCACACAAAGACGAUAGAAAGUAUCCUGGAGCCAGUGGCUCAGCAGAUAUCCCAUCUGGUGAUAAUGCACGAGGAAGGUGAGGUUGACGGAAAAGCUAUCCCAGACCUCAGCGCUCCCGUGUUAGCGGUGCAGGCAGCUGUCAGCAACCUCGUCCGGGUGGGCAGAGAGACUGUCCAGACCACAGAGGACCAGAUUAUGAAGAGAGACAUGCCGCCUGCUUUCAUCAAGGUGGAGAAUGCAUGCACCAAGCUGGUCCAGGCAGCGUCUAUGCUGAAGGCUGACCCGUACUCCGUGCCUGCCCGGGACUACCUCAUCGAUGGCUCGCGAGGCAUCCUGUCCGGCACGUCCGACCUCCUGCUGACCUUCGACGAGGCUGAGGUGCGUAAGAUCAUCAGGGUCUGUAAAGGUAUCCUGGAGUAUCUCACAGUGGCAGAGGUGGUGGAGUCCAUGGAGGAUUUGAUCACAUACACAAAGAAUUUGGGACCAGGAAUGACGAAGAUGGCGAAGAUGAUUGACGAGCGCCAGCAGGAGCUCACACAUCAGGAGCACCGCGUCAUGCUCGUCAACUCCAUGAACACGGUCAAGGAGCUUCUGCCCGUCCUCAUCUCAGGAAUCAAAAUCUUUGUGACGACCAAGACCUCGGGUAGCCAGGGCGUGGAGGAGGCGCUGAAGAACCGCAACUUCACCGUGGACAAGAUGAGCACCGAGAUCCACGAGAUCAUCCGGGUUCUGCAGCUCACAUCCUGGGAUGAGGACGCCUGGGCCAACAAGAAGGACACGGAAGCCAUGAAGAGAGCGUUGGCCCUCAUCGACUCAAAAUUGGUCCAGGCCAAAAACUGGCUGAGAGACCCGAACGCCCAACCAGGCGAUCCGGGUGAGCAGGCUAUUCGGCAGAUCCUGGACGAGGCUGGCAAAGUGGGUGAGCUGUGUGCCGGCAAGGAGCGCAGGGAGAUCGAGGGCACAGCCAAGGCCCUGGGCCAGAUGACCGAUCAGGUGUCUGAGAUGCGGGCGAGAGGGCAGGGGGCGAGCCCAGUGGCCAUGCAGAAGGCCCAGCAGGUGUCCCAGGGGCUGGACAUGCUCACAGGGAAAGUGGAGAACGCUGCCCGCAAGCUAGAGGCCAUGACCAACUCCAAGCAGGCCAUCGCCAAGAAGAUCGAUGCUGCUCAGAACUGGCUGGCAGACCCCAACGCAGGCCCUGAGGGCGAGGAGCACAUCAGGUCCCUGCUGGCCGAGGCCCGAAAGAUCGCCGACCUCUGCGAGGACCCCAAGGAGCGAGAUGACAUCCUGCGUUCCAUGGGAGAGAUCGCUGCCCUGACCGCAAAGCUGUCAGAGCUCAAGAAACAGGGUAAAGGAGACACCCCAGAAGCCAGGGCUCUGGCCAAGCAGAUCGCCACGGCGCUGCAGAACCUGCAGUCCAAGACCAACAAGGCCGUUGCCAACAGCCGGCCCGCCAAGGCGGCCGUGCACCUGGAAGGGAAGCUCGAGCAGGCCCAGCACUGGAUCGACAACCCCACCCUGGACGACAGCGGCGUGGGUCAAGCUGCCAUCCGCAGCAUGGUCGCCGAGGGCCGUCGCCUGGCCAACGUGUUGCAGGGGCCGCAGCGGCAGGAGCUCCUGGGGAAGUGCGAGCAGGUGGAACAGCUGAUGGCCCAGUUGGCCGACCUGGCCGCCCGGGGCCAGGGUGACUCCCCGCAGGCGCGCGCCAUCGCCCACCAGCUGCAGCAGGCCCUCAAGGAGUUGAAGGGGCAGAUGCAGGAGGCCAUGACUCAGGAGGUGUCGGACAUCUUCAGCGACACCACCACCCCCAUCAAACUCCUGGCUGUGGCCGCCACUGCACCGCCAGACGCUCCAAACAGGGAAGGGGUGUUUGACGAGCGAGCUGCAAACUUCGAGAGCCAUGCCAACCGUCUGGGUGCCACGGCUGAGAAGGCCGCAGCUGUGGGCACUGCCAAUAAGACCACUGUGGAGGGCAUCCAGGCUGCGGUGAAGUCUGCCAGGGACCUGACUCCUCAGGUGGUGUCUGCUGCUCGAAUUCUGCUGAAGAACCCAGGGAACCAGGCAGCAAAUGAGCACUUUGAGACCAUGAAGAACCAGUGGAUCGACAAUGUGGAAAAGAUGACUGGUUUGGUUGAUGAGGCCAUUGACACCAAAUCCCUGCUGGAUGCUUCUGAGGAGGCCAUCAGGAAGGACCUUGAGAAGUGCCAGGUUGCCAUGGCCAAUCACCAGCCUCAGAUGCUCGUCGCCGGAGCGACAAGCAUCGCCAGGCGCGCCAACCGGAUCCUCCUGGUGGCCAAGCGGGAGGUGGAGAACUCUGAGGACCCCAAGUUCCGGGAGACGGUGAAGGCGGCCUCGGAUGAACUCAGCCAGACCAUUUCCCCCAUGGUUAUGAACGCCAAGGCCGUGGCUGCCAACAUCCAGGAUCAAGGCCUACAGAAAGGUUUCCUGGACUCCGGAUACAAGAUUCUGGGUGCCGUGGCCAAGGUGAGGGAGGCCUUCCAGCCACAGGAGCCCGACUUCCCCCCACCUCCCCCCGAUCUAGAUCAGCUCCACAUCAACGACGAGGCUGCCCCUCCCAAGCCCCCACUGCCCGAGGGUGAGGUGCCUCCUCCCAGACCCCCUCCCCCAGAGGAGAAGGAAGAGGAGUUCCCUGAGCAAAAGGCCGGCGAGAUGGUGAGCGAGCCCAUGAUGUUGGCCGCCAGGCAACUCCACGACGAGGCCCGCAAGUGGUCCAGCAAGGGCAACGACAUCAUUGGUGCAGCUAAGCGAAUGGCCUUGCUGAUGGCAGAGAUGUCCCGUCUUGUGCGUGGUGGUAGUGGCAACAAGCGUGCUCUCAUUCAGUGUGCCAAAGACAUCGCCAAGGCCUCAGACGAGGUCACCAGGCUGGCCAAAGAAGUCGCUAAGCAGUGCACAGACAAGCGAAUCAGGACCAACUUACUUCAGGUGUGCGAGCGUAUCCCCACCAUCAGUACUCAGCUGAAGAUCCUCUCCACCGUCAAGGCCACCAUGUUGGGUCGCACUAACAUCAGUGAGGAGGAAUCCGAGCAGGCUACAGAAAUGUUGGUGCACAACGCCCAGAAUCUGAUGCAGUCAGUGAAGGAGACUGUAAGGGAGGCCGAGGCCGCCUCCAUCAAGAUUCGGACAGACGCUGGCUUCACUCUCCACUGGGUCAGGAAGACUCCCUGGUACCAGUAGAAGCCCGGCCAACACCACAUCCUCCUCAGUCCCAAGUCCAGUAUCUCUCAGUGAGAGAGCUGCCCCCAGUUUAACACACAGCUUUGACAGUCCUCAAGUGUGGACAGUUAUAGCAGGGUCAUGACGUUCACUGAAAACAUUGCUUUCACUUUUUUUUGUAUGGGUGUCAUUUGUUAACAAUUGUUCCUUUUUCCCCACUGGUAACUUUUUUCAAGAGCUGUCUUAGUGGAAUGUAAGAUAAGGGACAAUUCAAUGCAACUGGGUAAUUCAUUUUGUAUUAUGUGAAAAUACUAUGUUGUUGAAUUUUGUUGAGAAGAAUCCUGGGUAUAUAUUUUGAGUGGAGGUUUGAUUUUGGUAUUACAUAGAGAUGGUUAUUUUCUGUCUCAGAGGUUAUUUUCAGUGAGGGGUUGAAACUUUAGGAUCUUUUCAAUGUUAAGAAUUUUUUUGGAGACAUUUGUUUUAUAUCUUUAUACUGGUUAUGACAUUUUUUGUGUACUGAAGAAAACCUUUCACCCUUUUGCCUGAACAACCAUUUAAACUCAGAGUGUUUGCGAAACAAUAUAGCCUAUAUAUUUAGUUUGACACAAAAUAUAUUACACCAUGAACUACCACCAUAUACGAAAACAAGCACUGCUCUCACAUUCACAAUACAUUAUGAUGGUACAUAGGGAAUGAUCUCUAACUGUGUGCUCUUGCUGUUCUAUGUAUUUUCUUAGCAGUAGGCCUAUAUGACAUUUUCAGGAAUUACCAAAGAUUUAUUAGUUUUUCUCUUUUUUUUUUUGUGUGUUCAAACUAUUUCUGUUUGUAUUUGAUAAAUGUGCAAAGGGCUAAAUUCUUGAAACUAAUGAAAAUUAAUUGUUAAUACAAUAGGCUAUUAGUAUUACAACCUCAGAAUGUCUCUCAAAAUUCCUGUGAUACUGAAAUGUGCAGUAACAUCAAGGUCAAUUCUUUAAACAGGUGCUUAGUCUUUUUUUUAAGCUGAAACAUAUGUAUUCAUUUGUUUUUCUCAGAACAAGUAGCGACUAAGUGUCUCUUUACAGAGACUUUGCUAGACGAAGUCUACCAUCAUAAAAAGUUGUCAAGAAAAAAUACACUAAGGUUACUUAUAAUGUGCGUGCAUAUUUAUAAGACAGGAUCAGGCAGAUUCCCAUGAGACUGUUUUACGUUAAAGUAGUUUGAAUGUAAAUAUCACAAUCUUUGUAGAAUCCCUCAAAACCAUCUAAUGUGCCUUGGAAUAAAUAUUAAGGACUUUUAUCACCAAA